Cyphellophora attinorum is the source of this 1470-nucleotide messenger RNA. RefSeq names its product putative metabolite transport protein GIT1. Gene Ontology annotation, molecular function: carboxylic acid transmembrane transporter activity. NCBI's taxonomy places the organism in Eukaryota, Fungi, Ascomycota, Eurotiomycetes, Chaetothyriales, Cyphellophoraceae. The record is from RefSeq and is a predicted model, not a curated record. The transcript has 2 exons. Bases 1 to 1470 code for a protein of 489 amino acids. Gene Ontology annotation, biological process: carboxylic acid transport; transmembrane transport. Gene Ontology annotation, cellular component: plasma membrane.
AUGUCUCUCGAAAAGCAAUUCAGUGAUGAUUUCAAGGGCUCCGAUGCCACUGUCCAAUCCGACCACGAGAGGCAGGCUUCGGUGGGCAAAAUCACCAGGAUCUCGUCGAUCAUGAUGGUCUUGGUCUCCGGGCUGGCGUUGUUCUCAGAUGGGUACAAUGCCCAGAUCAUUGGGUAUAUGAACCCAUUGUUCAAAGAACUAUAUCCGGACACUUUCAGUGCCGAGUUCAAGACUAGACUUAGCAAUUCGUAUCUCAUUGGAGAGAUUUUCGGUAUGCUGGGCUUCGGCUUUCUCAUCGACCGUCUUGGCCGACGCACAGGAGUGUUCUGGGCAACACUUCUUCUCAUCCUUGGUGUGAUACUUGCUACCGCCGCUCAUGGUACUUCGACCUCUGGGAUGUUCUGGAUGAUGAUUGUCGGUCGAGGUAUCGCUGGCGUGGGUGCUGGAGGCGAGUAUCCGACAUGUGGGACUGGCUCAGCGGAAGCCAGCGACGAGACACCUUACGUACGCAAAAGGAGAGGCAUGCUAGUUGCCGUGGCCACCGAUUUCUCCAUCGAUCUCGGCUUCGUGGUGGCCGGCAUCAUUGCACUGAUCGUGCUGGCUGCAUACCAUGAGAACGUUUCAGUCGGCGUCUGGCGCGUGUGCUUUGGCCUUGGCUUCGUCCUCCCGGCUGGAUUGCUCUUCUUUCGACUGCGCAUCAUCAACUCAACACAGUACCGCAAGCAUGUCAUUAAGCGCAAGAUCCCGUACCUUCUCGUCAUCAAACGCUACUGGAAGCCUAUGCUGGGAACCUCGUUGGCUUGGUUCUUCUACGAUUUCGUCACAUACCCUUUCGGCAUUUUCUCCUCGACAAUCAUAUCUCAGCUUAAUCCGUCCGACUCCUUGGUGCAGAACAUUGGAUACGGAACGGUCGUCAACUGCUUCUACCUUCCGGGCUGCAUCGUAGGAGGCUUCCUCAUGGACAAGAUUGGGCGGAAGCAAACCAUGACACUGGGAUUCUUCCUCUGGUCAGUGCUCGGCUUCAUCAUCGCUGGAGCGCUCAACCCCAUUCAGAGUGUCUUUCCGCUCUUCGUUGUCUUGUACGGUAUCUUCAACGCACUUGGUGAAAUGGGUCCAGGCGUCGCCACCUUCCUCUGUGGCGCCGAAUCGUUCCCGACCCCUCUCCGCGGACACUUUUUGGGAUUGGCAGCAGCGGUGGGCAAAGCUGGUGCUGCGAUUGGCACAGAAGUAUUCACGCCUAUCCAGGAUUCCUUCGGCGACGCUCAAGCAGGCAUCCGGGCGGUCUUCUUCAUUGGCGCCGCAUUCGCUCUGAUUGGGGGUAUCGUUGCGUGGACUCUGAUCCCUGACCGCGAACGAGACCUGGAGAGUGAGGAUGCGCGAUUCCGCGCAUACCUGAUCGAGAAUGGUUACGAAGGAGACUUUGGGGAGUCCCUUGAGUCAGAACUGAAGACUACGCAGUUUAGUCUCUAG